Molecule: messenger RNA, 1674 nt
Organism: Ascochyta rabiei
Lineage: Eukaryota; Fungi; Ascomycota; Dothideomycetes; Pleosporales; Didymellaceae
Exons: 3
Coding region: 1-1674 (557 amino acids)
Biological process (GO): defense response; superoxide anion generation
Cellular component (GO): NADPH oxidase complex; plasma membrane
Molecular function (GO): superoxide-generating NAD(P)H oxidase activity
Source: RefSeq, a predicted model, not a curated record
AUGUCCUACACCACAUCUCUCACAGGCCGUGAGCGGUCAAGAUGGCCGCCGCUUACACGAAUGCUCAUGUCCGGCGAGAUGUCAGAAGAGAAGGGUCGCCAGUUGACUCGAAAAGAGAGAUUCGACGUGUGGAUGGUCAAUGAAGGUUACCGACGGCUAUUCGUCUUUACGUUUGCGAUAUUGCACGUCAUGGUCUUUGUGUUCGGUAUGAUGAACUAUGGGCUGAAGGACAACUCAAUCGGCACACGAGCAAAGUUCGGUUUAACGUUUCCCAUAGCCCGUUCAGCAGCCUUGACACUACAUGUCGACGUAGCCUUCAUCCUCUUCCCUGUGUGCAGGAACCUCAUCUCCAUGGCUCGUCGCACGCCACUCAACGACAUUAUUCCCUUUGAUAAGAACAUCACCUUCCACAAGCUUGUCGCCUGGGCCAUUGUCUUCUUUUCCUGGGUCCACGUCAUCGCCCAUUGGAACAACCUCGCCAAGUUUGCUGCAUUCAACCAACUCGGAUUCAUGGGUUUCAUCCUUGCAAAUCUCGCCACAGGACCUGGAUGGAGUGGCUAUGUCAUGCUGUUCGCUUUGAUGUCCAUCGCAAUCACCGCAGCCGAGAAGCCGCGUCGUGCCAACUUCGAGCGCUUCUGGUACACACACCACAUGUUCAUCGUCUUCUUCGUCUUCUGGUCCAUUCACGGAGCGUUUUGCAUGAUCCAGCCCGACUUCGCGCCCUUCUGCGAUGGCAUCGGCGUCUUUUGGGAAUACUGGAUGUACGGCGGCUUUGCAUACCUCGCCGAGCGCAUCGCGCGUGAAGUGCGAGGACGUCACAAGACAUACGUCUCCAAGGUCAUCCACCACCCCAGCAAUGUCUGCGAGAUCCAGAUCAAGAAAGAACACACUACAACCCGUGCUGGACAAUACAUCUUCCUCUGCUGCCCUGAAGUAUCCAUCUGGCAGUACCACCCCUUCACGCUCACCAGCGCACCGGAAGAGGACUACAUCUCCGUGCACGUCCGUAUGGUUGGUGAUUUCACACGUAAGCUCGGCAAGGCGCUUGGAUGCGACCUCGACAAGAAAGCUGGCGGCGAAAAGGAUCAGAACUCCGAGGAAGUUGCAAUGCGCCAGAUUCUGCCGCGUGUUUACAUUGACGGCCCAUUCGGAUCCGCAUCGGAAGACGUGUUCAAGUUUGAAGUUGCAGUCCUGGUCGGUGCUGGUAUCGGUGUGACACCCUUUGCGUCCAUCUUGAAGAGUAUCUGGUACAGGAUGAACUACCCGCAAAGCCGCACUAGGCUGAGGAAGGUGUACUUCUUCUGGAUUUGCCGUGACUUUGGUUCCUUCGAAUGGUUCCGCUCCCUUCUUCUCGCGAUCGAAGCGCAGGAUCUGGAAGACCACAUCGAGAUUCACACUUACCUCACUGCCAGGAUCAAGGCCGACGACGCAACGAACAUCAUGAUCAACGACGCCAACGCCGAGCAAGACGCUAUCACUGGCCUGCGAGCACCCACCAACUUUGGCCGUCCCAACUGGGACAUGAUUUUCAAAUCGAUCCGCAAAAUUCACUCGCCCGCAGAAGCAGGUGUGUUCUUCUGUGGCCCCAAGGGACUGGGAAGCACACUGCACGUCAAGUGUAACAAGUGGAGUGAGCCCGGAUUCAGCUUCGUCUGGGGCAAGGAGAACUUCUAG